Molecule: messenger RNA, 6976 nt
Organism: Arvicanthis niloticus (Nile rat)
Lineage: Eukaryota; Metazoa; Chordata; Mammalia; Rodentia; Muridae
Gene: Slf2
Product: SMC5/6 complex localization factor 2
Biological process (GO): positive regulation of double-strand break repair; protein localization to site of double-strand break; DNA damage response
Cellular component (GO): site of double-strand break; nucleus
Source: RefSeq, a predicted model, not a curated record
GGCUUUCUAUUGCGCUACCACCAGAGUGACCUCGAGGUCAGCCAAUCGAGAUGCGGCACCUCAAGUAAGACCCGCCCCCUGAUGGUCCUCAGGUUCCUUCCCGCUCACACCGGAGUCACUUCCGAAGAGAGAACCGCCAUGAAGAGAGUAGGGGGUGCCGCCCACCUCUGCACCGACAGCUUCCCCGAGUCCCAGCAGCAAGACGGCAACCACGCACCCAGCUUCUCCAGCCACAGCUCAUGCCGCCGUCGCCAGCGGCGCCGACAUGACAAGGCGCUGCAUGCCCGCUAGGCCAGGUUUCCCCUCAUCCCCAGCCCCGGGGUCGUCGCCCCCGCGCUGCCAUCUGAGACCCGGUAGUACCGCCCCUGCUGCAGCGGCAAAAAGAACAGAGAGUCCUGGGGACAGGAAGCAAUCAAUCAUAGAUUUCUUCAAGCCAGCUUCAAAACAAGACAAACAUAUGUUGGAUUCUCCUCAAAAAUCAAAUAUCAAAUACAGAGGAAAUGGAUUAUCCAUCACUGGGACAGAGCAAUUUGAAAGGAAAAUAUCUUCACCAAAAAAAACUAAACCCAAAAGAAUGUCAUCCGAAGAAAGUCCUAUUUUAGAAGCUUUCAUGAAAGGUGGGAAAGAGCACCACAAAGAUCGUGGUGUCCAUGAGUCACGUCGGCCUUGUAUGUCUCUAAGCACCAAAUAUUUACCCAAAGGAGCAGGCAUCUAUGCGCCUUCCUCUUACCGAUUGCCCAAAGAGAUCAAGGCACGGAAGAAAAAACACCGGUCUCCUGAGAAAAGAAAGUCACUGUUCAUUCAUGAAAGUAACAGGGAGAAGAAUGACAGAGAUCGAGGCAAGAACAGUGAAGACUCCAGAAAACAUUCCCCGGCCACAGAAGGUGACAUCUUCAAGAACAGCUCCAGAAGUGUUAGUAGCAGAAGCAGCCUAUCCAGGCACCAUCCAGGAGAAAGCCCACUGGGGGCUAGGUUCCAGUUGUCAUUGGCUUCUUACUGCCGAGAGCGAGAACAGAAGAAGUUGAGAAAGGAACAAAUGGAGCAGAGAAUCAACUCAGAAAAUUCUUUCUCAGAAACAAGCAACCUUUCCUUAAAGUCCUCUGGUGUAGGGAAAAAAUGUAAGCCAAGGCAUGAGCACAGCAAACACAACGAGGCUGUACCUGGGAAGAGUAAUCUCUCAAAUCUGGAAAAUGGACAUCUCUCAAGAAAAAGAUCAUCUUCGGACUCGUGGGAACUUUCAGGCUCUAAACAGAAUAAAUUCUCCGACAAAAGAAAAAGGAACUCUGUGGACUCAGACCUGAAAAGCACAAAAGAAUCUAUCAUACCAAAAGCAAAAGAGCCCUUCCUAGAGAAGCGCCCAGACACAUGCCAUCAGAGAGAAAAGUUUAUAAGACACAUUGCACUGAAGACUCCUGGUGGUGUUCUGCGCUUGGAAGAUAUAGCCAAGGAACCUGAUGAUGAAACAGAUCGCUCUUCUGCAGACUUGGCACCUUCAAAUUCUGGCCACCAUUCUUCCAGGAAUAGUGACCAAGUCCACGCAGCAAGUACCAAAGAGACUAAAAUACAGAAACCCCACUUACCUUUACCUCAGGAAAAAUCUACAAUUAAAAGAGCUAGCAGUCUUCAGAAAAGUAAACCGGCUGGCUCUGUGACAUCAAAAGAGACAAAGCUACCUUUACUUUCUCAUGUUCCAAGUGCUGUUUCCUCUCGAGUACCGCUAAAUGCUAAAAAUUGCACUCUUCCAGUUUCUAAAAAAGAUAAAGAGUGUUCCUCCUCAAAAGAACGUUCUGGGCAUUCUACAGAAUCCUCCAAACACAAGGAACACAAAACAAAGACUAUUAAGGCUGUUUCUAAUGAAUCUUCAGGGAAAAAUUCUGGGGGAUCUUUGCAUUCAGAGUACACCCCUCCAGCAGCAUCUCCCCCAGCUGCCUUGGAAGUUGUGCCGUGUGUCCCAAGCCCUGCAGCACCUUCAGAUAAAGAGAGUUCAGGCAAUUCCAAUGCAGGUAGCAGUGCACUGAAAAGGAAAUUCAGGGGUGAUUUUGAUAGUGAUGAAGAAAGUUUAGGUUACAACUUAGAGAGUGAUGAGGAAGAGGAAACACUAAAAUCACUGGAAGAAAUAAUGGCUCUGAACUUCAGUCAGACUCCUACAACUUCAGGAAAGCCUCCUGCAUUUUCCAAGGGGCUUAGAUCCCAGUCGUCAGACUACAUGGAAUAUCCUCAGAGUGGAACUUACACAAAUACCUUAGAGCGACUGGUAAAGGAGAUGGAAGACACACAGAGGCUAGAUGAACUACAAAAGCAGCUACAGGAAGACAUAAGGCAGGGCCGUGGCAUUAAAUCUCCUAUCAGAAUUGGUGACCAGGAAAGUACAGAUGAUGAAGAUGGCCUCUUGGAAGAGCACAGGGAAUUUCUAAAGAAAUUUUCAGUUACAGUUGAUGCUAUUCCUGAUCAUCAUCCAGGUGAAGAAAUAUUUAAUUUCCUCAAUUCUGGAAAAAUUUUCAAUCAGUGUACCUUAGAUUUAAGAGACUCUGGUUUUAUCGGAGAAAGUGCUGUGGAAAAGCUUAUUCUCAAAUCAGGAAAAAAAGAUCAGAUUUUUUUGACAACACAAGGCUUCCUUACCACUGCAUACCACUACGUCCAGUGUCCUGUACCUGUGUUAAAGUGGCUGUUUCGGAUGAUGUCGGUUCACACAGAUUGUAUUGUGUCAGUGCAGAUUUUAAGUACACUGAUGGAAAUAACCAUUAGAAAUGAUACUUUCAGUGACUCUCCAGUUUGGCCCUGGAUCCCAUCAUUGUCUGAUAUAGCAGCUGUAUUCUUCAACAUGGGCGUUGGUUUUGAAUCUUUGUUUCCUCUGGAGACUCUUCAACCAGACUUUAAUGAAGACAAUCUAAUUUCUGAAACACAGAAAACACUGGGAGGAAAAGGAAGUGAAGAUUCAUCUUAUAAUCCAGUAUUUUCAGCUCUUCCUGAAACCAACAUUUUAAAUGUGGUUAAGUUCCUGGGCCUGUGUACAUCUAUACAUCCGGAAGGUUAUCAGGAUGGAGAGAUAAUGCUGCUGAUUUUAAUGCUGUUUAAAAUGAGUUUGGAAAAAGAGCUUAAACAGAUUCCAUUAGUAGACUUUCAGAGCCUUCUGAUAAAUCUCAUGAAAAACAUCAGAGAUUGGAACACAAAGGUUCAUGAACUUUGUCUAGGCAUAAAUGAACUCUCCAGUCAUCCCCAUAACCUUCUGUGGUUGGUACAGCUAGUCCCUAACUGGACAUCUCGUGGAAGGCAGCUGAGGCAGUGCCUCAGUCUGGUGAUAAUUUCAAAGCUUUUGGAUGAAAAACAUGAAGAUAUUCCUAAUGCCAAUAAUCUCCAGAUCUCAGUCCUACAUCGCUAUCUAGUGCAGAUGAAGCCUUCUGAUUUGUUGAAGAAAAUGGUCUUGAAGAAAAGGGCCGAACAGCCAAAUGAAACUAUUAAUGACAGUCUUCAUUUAGAACUUGAAAAGCAGGCAUAUUACCUGACCUACAUUCUUCUUCAUUUAGUUGGGGAAGUUAGUUGUUCUCAUUCUUUUUCUUCUGGACAACGGAAACACUUUGUGCUGCUUUGUGGGGCUUUGGAAAAGCAUGUUAAGUGUGAUAUUAGGGAAGAUGCAAGACUUUUCUACAGAACUAAAGUGAAAGACUUGGUUGCCAGAAUACAUGGAAAAUGGCAGGAAAUAAUCCAGAACUGUCGGCCUACUCAGGGGCAGCUUCAUGACUUCUGGGUGCCAGAUUCAUAACAGAAGCUAUAGCAGCAAAAAUACAAAAUGCGAAGGGCCUUUCCAAGAGGACUACUGUGGGAUCCAGCAGAUGCUGAGGAACACGGCUGUGUGCCACCUGCAUGGGUAGUGUGAGGCUGGUGAUGAGGGCUUGCCAGUUUCUGAAGCAGAUAUGAAAUGCCAUCUGCAGCUGACUGUAGAGGAAAGACCAGGGGUCGAAAAAAGGAGGGGAGGCUAGAAGCAGCUGGUAGCUACAGAUCCAGCCUGCCCCUCCUAGCCCCUCUUGAUAAGUUUUCAGCAGUUAUCUUGUAAGGUGGCUUCAUAACGCUUGGAUCAUCACAGAAAAUAAGGAAGAAACGUGUGGACCAGCUUGAGUUGGACAUUGAAAUGAAGGCCUAAGUCCAGCUGAUUUUCAUUUCCCUUCUGGUUAUUUUAGGGUGCAAAGGGAAAGCUUAGAAUAGAGCCCUGUAAUUAAAAGUGUUGGUCUCUUCUAUAACCCCAUAAACCAUAAGCAGUUUCAGCUCAUAUAUAUCCUUUAGUAUUCAAGAUUAUAAAUCUGAGAUUUUUAAAUAUAUUUAAAAUCAAGGAACAGACAUCUGGUAUGUUGUCAGACUGCCCUUAGAGGAAGAGAUUAAGCUACAAAGUAGUAACUGUUUUUAAAGUGCCAGAACAUUCAUAGGCAGUUUGUUUAGAGUUUCUUGUAAUUCAUAUAUUUUUAAAUACUGGUUUAAUCAUAAAAUCUCAGCUAAGCUAGAAUUCUGGCCAUUGGUAACUAUAUUACAGAAGUCUCUGUAAAAAAAGGCUUAAAAAAAAUCUGGAAAUUUCCAAAAUCCUUGUUUCCACAAGUAUAUAAUUUAGCAGAGGCCUUGAUGGUGUUUAUUUUGGAGAGAGAGAGAGAGAGAGAGAGAGAGAGAGAGAGAGAGAGAGAGAGAGAGAGAGAGAGAGAGAGAGAGAGAGAGAGAGAGAGAGUGUGUGUGUGUGUGUGUGUGUGUGUGUGUGUGCUCGCGCGCACAUGCACACUGGAGUUUGUAUCUUGAAAUUGUUGCACUUGAAAACCACAGCUGCUCUAAAUUCUUUUAAACACUGGAAAGCCAUCCUUUAGUUUAGAUGGUAGAGGUUAGCACAUGCUAGAUUGAGCCUUAGGCCCUUUAAAACUUUGGUAGUGACACUCCUGCUGACCAGUGUCAGUUUGGGGAGGGUUUACUUCCUAAAAAGGAUGCCAACUGCUUAUUCUUUGACUAUUGGCUGGAGCGGCUUGCUCCCUCCUGAGCAUGCUAAUGUCUGUAUGGGCCCAGGUAGGGUGGUGGAAAAGGGAACUGGGUUCAGUGUUGUGGUUUGAGAGGAGAAAAUAAGUUCUGAGAGCUAACUUUCUACCUCUAAACUGAGGCUUAGGAAUAAAAACCAUUUUCUCUUAAAUUCAUCAUUUAAAAUAGUAUUAGCAACUUUAGAGCUCAUGUCAAGCAUUGGGCAGUUAGAGAUUUUUAUAGGGAAGACUACACAAAUCACAUUUUCAUGAAUUGAGGCUGAUCAAGGCUCCAGGAGUCAGACCAACAAAGGUUUUAUUCUGUGUUGAGUUUACUGGUAAGAAUAUUGUCUUGAUGCUACCUCUCAAGGGUAUUGUUACAAAUGCCACUAUGGUUAAAGAGAUAGAUACGAGUUAUAUUUGACUGAAGCUUGAAACUCUGGCAUCUAUCUGCCCAACAGUGGGGCUUUCACUCUGUAAUUUAAUACCUUGUAGAUACAUUAUUUGUGUGUAAUUUUAUAAGUGUUCAUAUUUUUCUCAUUUUGCAUUGUGUAAAGUGUACAAAAUCUCAAAGUAUAAAAAUCUGCUUAUAUUGCUUGUAAUUACAGUGUGUAAAUAUUUUCUAUUGUGUACAUUGACGGGGACAAGUGGGUUAUUCAGGUUUUUAAGUGAUCCUUUUAUAUUGCAGUUUCAACCAAUAACCACCCAUCAAAUUUAAAACCACUUUGAUACAUUCUUAUUUAGCAGUUCCAAUAAGAAUAAAAUCUAUUUUCAAUUGUCUUUCUCCAUUAGAGAAAAAUACUUUAUCUGUCCCUUUAAAAUAAAUGGCCAGACAUCAGUUUAGGCCUCUGUAUUUAUGACUCUGGUAGCCUCGUCAGCCUCCGGGUCAUAGUCCAGUCAGUAUUUACAUUUGCUUCUUGUGGAAAUGUUGUGGUUCUAUUUUAGCACAAGUAGCUCAUGGUUUUCCUCCCAAAUCAAGUAUUUUCCAUCUCCUUCUGAGUCCCCAUGCGUUUUCUCCCUCUGCCUGUUGUUGCCCAGGAAAUGGUAUGGGAGAGAGGGAGGAAAUGCUCAUUGCACAGAGACUGUCAGGCCAUAUUUGGGACUUGGCAAACGGAGCUUGCACUGAGUGGUGGUGUGUUUGGCAAUAUUACUGUGCCAAAAAUAAUCCUUGUCUAAUUUUCUGGAUGUGUAUGUCAAACUUUUUACCCUUACUGCAAGCUGAAAAUUAAAGUACUUGUGUUUAUGCUUUUGUGUGUAACUGUUUGCCUUUUCUGACCUGUUUUUCUUGUUACCUGAAAAUACAGUUCUGUGAUCCAUGUUAAGUGAAGAGGCUUUCCGUGCACAAAAUCACCUGUGUAGCACUGAAGUCAGUGGUGUGCAUUGUUUUGUCUGUGUCCUGAUGGCAUCGGUGCCUUUGUCACCUUUCAGAAGGUUGGCUUUUUUUUUUUUAAUGCAAGUAGUAGCUUGCUUUUGACUUCACAAAAAAUAUAUAUAUAUAUAUCUCCCCAGUAAUGAUAGAAAAGAUAGUUACCACCCAGGCUCUGUUGAAGCAUUUGGGAAUUUUUGUUUGUUUGUUGUUUUGGGUUUUUUUUUUCUUCCCCUGUCCCACCCAAUCAAACAGUUGGUGGGGGCAGUAAUAAUGUGUGGAGUCUAGAAGCCAGGAGUAUUUUUAAGUUUAAAAACUGACUCAUUGACAAGCAGCUGAGUUGGAGACCUUACUUGGCUUGUCUCUCAGGAGGCAAGGGUCGGGUACAGGUGGUGGCUGUGUGAGUCACUCAGCACAAUUUGAUCUCGUGGGUAUGCCUACUCUAUGGUGCAGGCGCACCUCAUCUGUGCCUCAGUUUCCCCGGGGCAUUCUUGUCAGCCAGUUAAUAUACUAGCUCUUAGGCAGUAAAUGCAAUGUGGUUCUUUUUUUCCUUUAAAUUUUUAUACUGUCUUGUUUAAAGUCUUCUGAAUGUAUGUGUAUGUGUUAUUAAAACUUUUUUCUCAGCUUA